Molecule: messenger RNA, 219 nt
Organism: Ambispora gerdemannii
Lineage: Eukaryota; Fungi; Glomeromycota; Glomeromycetes; Archaeosporales; Ambisporaceae
Source: the annotation of a GenBank genome assembly
CCAAGGAACUUUGGAAAUUGCUAAAAAAGCCGAUUUACUAAUUCAACCGGUCGGAGCUAGUCGCGAUGACUUAUUGCCCGCCUUGCGAGAAUUCAACGCUUUAAAAGCCCAAGGAAUAAACAAGAAAAAGUCAUUAUUUGUCCUUAAUCACUUAUCUACUCCCGCCGAAAAAAAGCCUCUUAUCGUCAAUCCCAAAGUGAAGGCAAAAGUAUUAGUGAG